Lathyrus oleraceus (garden pea) is the source of this 474-nucleotide messenger RNA. RefSeq lists its product as uncharacterized. The record is from RefSeq and is a predicted model, not a curated record. Bases 1 to 474 code for a protein of 157 amino acids. Lineage: Eukaryota; Viridiplantae; Streptophyta; Magnoliopsida; Fabales; Fabaceae. The transcript has a single exon.
AUGGGAACCUCAUUUCUUCUUCAAUCCAACGAUUCAUCUUCCAUCAUCACAAACCCUAACUCUAACCAGAGUACCCGUAGAAAUCGGUUACCGACCGCCGUGAACCCUAGCUCGCGGAAUGAAAGUCGUUCCCGCUCCGGCGGUGAUAGAAACUGCACCGUGAAACACCCUGGAUUGAAUCUUGUAAUGGGUCAGGUGAAGAUUCUCAAGAGAGGAGAGAAGCUGAGUCCUGACAAUGUGAUGAAGAGUGAGGAUGAGGGAUGUUAUGAUUCGAUGUUAGGAUCAACCGAUCGGCUUGGUCCAGAUCCUCAGACGGUGGAGAAGCAGGUUAGGGUUCUUGAUUUGACGGGUGGACUUUAUGCCGGACAGACUUCUGUUUUAUCGCCUCCGCCGAGUUCUGUACCGGUUCCCGGAUUUCUUGGGACGAAAAAAGGCGCCGUCAGUGAUGAUUUGGUGGUUUCUCUGUUUAAGUGA